This is a messenger RNA of Cuscuta epithymum, 1881 nucleotides long. The record is from the annotation of a GenBank genome assembly. NCBI's taxonomy places the organism in Eukaryota, Viridiplantae, Streptophyta, Magnoliopsida, Solanales, Convolvulaceae.
GGAAGACGAAGCUUAUCUUUUAUCGCAGUAAUAAAUCAACAAACUCCGGCCGGCCUGGGGCGUCCUGAUAACACACUCACGCAGUUCAUCUCACCUACUCUUUACCUUUGACUUCCGGGCCGUCUUUUUUUUUUUUUUUGUCUGGUUCAAUUUCUCCGACGGAAAAGCGAGGAUGGCUACGGAUGUGGCAGCAGCGGUGGAGCACGCCGGAGUGGUCGGCGCCGGUGGGUGCUGCAAGAGAGGUCCGGGGUAUGCCAGUCCUAUGGAAGCCAUGAAAGGUCCUGAGGAGUCCCUUAUUUAUGUCACCUGCGUCUAUUCAGGAACAGGAAGGGAGAAGCCAGAUUACUUGGCUACUGUUGAUGUUGAUAGUAAUUCGCCAACAUAUUCUAAAGUGAUCCACAGGCUACCAAUGCCUUAUAUAGGUGAUGAACUACAUCAUUCUGGAUGGAAUUCCUGCAGCUCUUGCUUUGGUGACCCAACUGCCUCUCGUCGAUAUCUUGUCUUGCCUUCACUCAUAUCCGGGCGCAUAUAUGCAAUUGACACAUUAAAGGAUCCAAAAGCUCCCAGUGUACAUAAAGUUGUAGAGCCAGAUGAGAUUGUAAAGAAGACUGGUUUAGCCUAUCCACAUACUGCUCACUGCCUUGCUUCCGGUGACAUCAUGCUGUCAUGCCUUGGUGAUAAAGAUGGAAAUGCUGAGGGGAAUGGAUUUCUUCUACUUGAUUCCAAUUUCAAUGUGAAAGGAAGGUGGGAAAAGCCAGGGCACAGUCCACUAUAUGGGUAUGAUUUUUGGUACCAGCCGCGGCACAAGACAAUGAUUAGCUCAUCUUGGGGAGCUCCCAGGGCCUUCACCAAAGGCUUCGAUCCUCAGCAUGUUUCUGAUGGGCUCUAUGGUCGCCAUUUGCAUGUCUAUAGUUGGCCUGGUGGUGAACUGAAACAGACACUUGAUCUUGGCAAUACUGGGCUUCUACCCUUGGAGAUAAGGUUCCUCCACGAUCCAUCAGAAGCAACUGGGUUCGUGGGGUGUGCAUUGACCAGCAACAUGGUGCGUUUUUUCAAGAAUCCAGAUGAUUCUUGGAGCCAUGAGGUAGCAGAGUCAGUAAAAUCAUUGAAGGUGCAAAAUUGGAUUCUUCCUGAAAUGCCCGGACUGAUCACUGAUUUUCUGAUCUCUCUGGAUGACCGUUUUCUUUACUUGGCCAAUUGGCUGCAUGGUGACAUUAGGCAGUAUAACAUUGAAGAACCAGCAAAGCCAAAGCUGGCGGGGCAAGUCUGGGUGGGUGGGUUGAUUAGAAAAGGAAGCGCUGUAGUCGCAGAAGCGGAAGAUGGUACAACCUUCCAGGUUGAUGUCCCAGAUGUUCAGGGAAACAAGUUGAGGGGAGGACCGCAGAUGAUACAGUUGAGUCUUGAUGGGAAAAGGCUAUACGCGACUAACUCGCUGUACAGCACAUGGGACAAGCAAUUCUAUCCAGAGCUCGUGGAGAAAGGGUCCCACAUUAUACAGAUUGAUGUGGACACUGAAAAAGGCGGACUUUCCGUCAACCCAAACUUCUUCGUUGACUUUGGAGCUGAACCUGAUGGUCCAGCAUUGGCUCAUGAAAUGAGGUAUCCUGGUGGUGACUGCACUUCUGAUAUCUGGAUUUAAAAGCAUGUACCAUAUUAUAUUUUGUUAUUUUAUAGAGUUAUAGCUUAUUAUGCCAAGAAUAAUGAAGGCUUGUUAGCCCACGAAUGGAAUAUUUGCUGGCACUGCCUGCCAUGUUGUUCGAAAUAAACCUUGUAAUUUAACGAGUAUUCUGCGCAUGACUGCCUGUCUACAAGUCUGUUACCCAAGCGAAGCUAAUUAGUACGGAGUAUUACAUCAAACCAAUUAAGAGGAUAUGCCACAUA